Molecule: messenger RNA, 3929 nt
Organism: Drosophila gunungcola (fruit fly)
Lineage: Eukaryota; Metazoa; Arthropoda; Insecta; Diptera; Drosophilidae
Exons: 7
Coding region: 384-2984 (866 amino acids)
Source: RefSeq, a predicted model, not a curated record
CUGCCGCUCAGUUUGCUUCGAGCGCUGGAACGUGAAAGUCGACGGAGGGUCAACGCUGCGGAUGAAAACCUCGAUGCGAUCUAGAAACUUUUGAAAAGCGCAGGCGUGCAACGGUUUUUUCGUGGCAUUUUUUUCGAGUGUGGUGGCUGAGUGAAAAUCAAACGCAUUUCGUGCAUAAUUUGUGGAAUUUUACACGUUGUAAAAUCAAUUUUAUUGUGCAAACUAAUUUUUGCAAUUUUGUUUGCCUUCCGUUGCUGUGCGGCAACAGAUGAAAAUAAUGCAGCCACAUUAAGCGGGCAAACAAUAACCAAAACAACAUCUAAAGAGUCAGCAGCAUUACAGGGCACUAAAACCGGAGGAAGAGUGAUCUCUUCGGGAUCAGGAUGUCGGCUGCCACGCACAUGGCGAUGCCGGCCCAUGCCGUCGUCCCGCCGCCCGGAACUCCGCCGGUUUUGGGGGGCAGCGGGUGCUCCAAUCUCAGCCUGCCGGCGGGAAAGCGCGGCCACAAGCGUAGCGUUUCGCUGGAGAACAACGCUCCGCUAACGCUGCGGAGCACUCCUAGCUUGGGUCAGUCAUCCUUGGGAUCGCCCCUGCUGCCGUUUGGCCAGGGUCAAGGUCAGGGUCAAGGACACGGGCAGUCCUUCCACACGGGCACGUUGAAGUCGCGACAGGAGCAGCGCCGGCUGAGCCAGAAAUUUGGGAGCCACAGCAAUCUGGACGACGAGGGCGUGGGUCUGGGAGUGGGCGUGGGCAUGGGCAUGGGCAUGGGUCUUCAGAUGCGCAGCAAGUUUCAGAACAUACGUCAGAUGUUCGAGCUGAGUCGCAGCUGCGUGGGCGGCGGGGGCGGCGAUGGCCGAGGGGGCGGGGCUGAGGAGGAGGCCAUGCAAUCUCUGCCAGCAACAUUGCCGCAACCGCAGCAUCAUCAGCAGCAACAGCAGAGGCGGACCACGCCCAUUGCCGGCGGAAGUCGCCAGCAGCAGCAACAACAAUUGGGCGAGCCGGAACAGACCAGCGGCAACUUUCUGCGACCGAUCGCCUUCAAGCCCAUUCCGUUUGAGCCGGACUAUCGCAUUGCCUGCCAACAGCAGCAGCAGCACCAGCAGCAAUUGCAGUUGCAGCAACAGCAGCAGCAACAGCUGCAGCUGCAACACCAACAGCAGCAACAACAGCAACAGCAGCAACAGCAGCAACAGCAGCAGCAGCAACAUCAGCAACAUCAGGCGCUGCAGUUGUCGGCGGAGGGCGGACAGGCGGGGGGCGGGGCCGAGCGGUAUGGCUACGGAUCGACGCCUUCACUUGCCCCACUAGCCACCGCAGUCGCCCAGAAAUUUGGCAGUACCACUGAUUUGCGACACCUGGCCGCCCGGCGUCGCAAUCAUCGUCUACUGCAGCGCUCCAGCAAUGAGGAUGCCCUGACCCUUGACCUCUUGAGUACUGGGAGCCACGACAGACCCGAUGGGGCCAGCAGCAAGAGCAGCGGCACAGUGGUGGGCAGCAGCGACCUGACGCCCUCGCCCUCGGACUCCGGGAUCUCGGAACUGGAGGCGGCGCUGAAGGAUCGCGACUCGGAGCUCUCGUACCUGCGACAGGCCAUGGAGCACAAUGAGAAAGUAAUUUUCCAAAUACAAAAGGACAAGGAGGUGUACUGGGAGCACGAGACGCAGCGGCUGAGGCUCUUCUACGAGGGCCAGCAGCGGGAGUGCCAGCUGAAGCUGCGCAAGAUGGAGCAGCUCCUCGGACUGCAGCAGUUCCAGCUGAAGCAGCACAAGCUGCGCCAAUCGGAGCAGGUCAACCGGCUGCAGCAGCAACUGGAUCUGGCCAGGGACGCCGGCCAGGGGCUCCAGCAGCAGGUGGACGCACUGCGUCACCAACUGGAGGACAGCGAGUGGCGCGUCUGCGAGCGCAACGGGGAGAUAGCUUUACUCAAGACGCAGCUCAAGGAGGCGCAUCUGGAAAUCAAUAUGAAAGAUCAUGCGAUUGUCAGCCUAAAGCACAGCAGCAACACCAACAGGAGCAGCAGCAGCAGCAACAACAGCAACAGCAGCAAUACCUGUGACACAACCACAAGCCAAAGUCAACCAAAGCAGCAGGCGAAGGAGGAACAGCAGCAACCGCAGCAACAGCAACAGCAUCAGCCGGAAUUGCAACAGCAACAUCAGCAAUAUCAACAGCAGCAGCAGCAACAGCAACAGAAGCAGCAAACACAAAAUGAACUGAAGCAGCAACAGCAGCAACAGCAGCAACUUAAUCAUCAACAGCAACACCAUAACAAUCAGCAACAGCAGCAACAGAAGCAGCAACAGCAACAGAUGCAACAACAUCAGCAACAACAACAGAUGCAACAAAAUCAGCAACAGCAACAGCAGCAGCACAACCAUCAACAACAGCAACAUCAGCAACAGCAGCAACAGAAUCAACAUAAUCAGCCUGACCAGCUGCAAUUGCACAAAAUCAUUUCGCUGAAAGAUCAGGUGAUUGGAGCCCUGACCAGCGAGUUGGCCAAGCUGCGCAAGGAGCUCUCCGAUCUGGCCAUUGCCCAUGAGUACGGCGAGGAGCCGUGCGGCCGGUACACUCGACUUAAGCAGCAGUUGGACAACCUGAACGAGAUCUGCCAGAAGACAAGAAAGUACACAACAGCAACAGCAUCGCCGGCAGCAGCAACAUGUCCCCAGGAGCUGCCCAAGUUGGAUGUCCUGGUGCAGCGAUUGCAACUGGAUCAGGGACAGGCGCCGCAGCAAACGCUGGACACCCUCAUCGAGGAGUCCACCACAUAUGCGGAGGAUAUAGCCAAGCUGCGCCAGAAACUGGACGAUUUCCGCUUGAAUCUUGAGCUGGAGAAGCGCCAGUGGUGCGCGGAGAAGGACAAGGUCCUGGGCUACCAGAAGCAGCUGCAGGCCCACUAUAUCCACAUGUACCAGAAGCUGCGCUGCCUGGACAGCGGGGGAGCAGCAUCUGGUCCACUGGAGGCCACCAAUGGCAACUGAAGGGGCUUGGGGGAUUGCAAUGGUGCUAUCGUCGCUGAAACGUCGCAUGGGGAAACUGCCCCUAACGUAUAUAUUUAUUUUCCACAACAGAUGAUUUUAAAAUAAUAGUAGUAUUUGCUUGUUUCAUUAAUGCUAAAUUAGUUCAAAACUAAAUUUAAAUUCUUGCAAAUGUAAAAAUGGGCAAAACUUUUAAGGAACUUACAAAUUUUCCAGUUCUGAAAUUAAAAACAGAUGUUCAAAAGCUUAUAGUUUCUAAAUUCUAACCUUAAACAUAUUUUGUUACCCCAUAGCCAUACUACUAUUAUUUUUAACAGCUGUUAGCAAAUGAACUCUCUUAUAACUUACCAAAACGAUUGGUUAAAACAUUUUCAUAGGCAAAUGUUUUUAAAUUAUAAAUUUUUCUGAUUUUAAAUCAGUAAAGAAGUACCGAAAGCUAAACCUUUUAUAAAUUAAUACUUCUUUGUUUGGUAUCCAUGUUUUUGCUGGUAUAAAGUGUACAUUUUUAUACAGUCAAAAUAACCGUGUUUUGGAUACUGUUGCGCUAUAUAUAAUCUAUAUAAAAUGAUUAGGGUUAGUGGAUAAACCAUUAACUGGUCAAAAGCACCUCUACUCUUACCUUUACUAGUACCAUGGGGGCUUGAAGUUGUGGUACCACAAACAUUUCUCCUACUUGACCAGUGAGUUAGGACUUUUUCCUCCCUUCGGUGGUCAAUAAUACACGAUUUUCGAUAUUACUAGAGUUGAUAUACGCAAAACUCUUUUUUUUUUGUUUUUAAUAUUUUACAAAUAUAUAUAUAUGUAUACUUUUAAUUUAUUAAAUGUAAUUACAAAACGAGAAAAAAAAAUAUUUGUGAUUUCGCAUGUUGAAUAUAAUAAUAUAUACUGAUAUAUGCAUGUCGUUCCAUUAUGUAUAUGCAAUAAAAAAUAAUAAUAAUAUAAUAACAA